Cucumis melo (muskmelon) is the source of this 2215-nucleotide messenger RNA. Its product is annotated as squalene monooxygenase SE1-like. NCBI's taxonomy places the organism in Eukaryota, Viridiplantae, Streptophyta, Magnoliopsida, Cucurbitales, Cucurbitaceae. Gene Ontology annotation, molecular function: flavin adenine dinucleotide binding; squalene monooxygenase activity. Gene Ontology annotation, biological process: sterol biosynthetic process. The record is from RefSeq and is a predicted model, not a curated record. The transcript has 8 exons. Gene Ontology annotation, cellular component: endoplasmic reticulum; membrane. Bases 346 to 1932 code for a protein of 528 amino acids.
UUACUAAAUACAAAUGGGACAAACACUCACUCUCUUAUAUUGGUUCAUGUAAUUUAAUUAAGAGUUGUAAUUAAGUUAUGAUUAGGCGCUACAAUUUUGAUGUAUAACUAAAUAAAUCCAAAGCGACUGUUCAUGGAAGGAAGGAGACAGAAUGAUGGAUGUAUAACGUAAUGUAUGGAUGUGGUUCACUCUCCGCCUCACAAUUUCUAUAAAACCGUCCUUUCUUUUUCAAUUUUCACUUCCCAUAACCAAUUUUUUCUUUCGUCGUCGUCGUCGCCGCCGCCGCCGCCGCGGGGAUCUCCCCUGAGGUCGACGUGAUUUCCCAUUCUCUCCAACUACUAAACAAUGGUGGAUCACUGCGCCUUCGGCUGGAUCUUCUCCGCCCUCCUUGCCUUCCCCAUUGCUCUCUCUCUCUUCCUCUCUCCUUGGAGGAAUCGCCGAGUUCGGGGAACCGAUUCCACGCCGAGGAGCGCUAGUGUCAGCAGCUCUGCAACCACCAACGGAGAAUGUAGAUCCGUCGACGGCGACGCCGACGUCGUCAUCGUUGGAGCCGGUGUUGCCGGUUCCGCUCUUGCUCACACUCUUGGCAAGGAUGGUCGUCGAGUUCACGUGAUUGAAAGAGACUUGACAGAGCCUGAUAGGAUCGUUGGUGAAUUAUUGCAGCCUGGUGGCUAUCUCAAAUUGAUUGAGUUAGGACUGCAAGAUUGCGUUGAGGAAAUUGAUGCACAGAAGGUGUAUGGCUAUGCCCUUUUCAAAGAUGGAAAGAAUACUCGACUUUCUUACCCAUUGGAAAAUUUUCACUCUGAUGUAUCUGGAAGAAGCUUCCACAAUGGACGCUUCAUACAGAGAAUGAGGGAGAAGGCUGCUUCUCUUCCCAAUGUGAGAUUGGAGCAAGGGACAGUUACUUCGUUGCUGGAAGAAAAGGGAACGAUCACAGGUGUGCAGUAUAAGUCCAAAAAUGGUGAACAAAAAACAGCAUAUGCCCCUCUGACCAUUGUUUGCGACGGUUGCUUCUCAAAUUUGCGCCGCUCUCUUUGCACCCCAAUGGUUGAUGUUCCAUCUUAUUUUGUGGGAUUGGUUCUGGAGAAUUGUCAACUUCCUUAUGCAAAUCUUGGGCAUGUUGUUCUUGGAGAUCCUUCUCCUAUUUUGUUCUAUCCCAUUAGCAGCACUGAGAUCCGUUGUCUGGUUGAUGUUCCUGGUCAGAAGGUUCCUUCUAUAUCAAACGGUGAAAUGGAAAAGUAUUUGAAGACCGUAGUCGCUCCUCAGGUUCCUCCGCAAAUCCACGAUGCAUUUAUAGCUGCUAUUGAGAAGGGUAAUAUAAGGACAAUGCCAAAUAGAAGCAUGCCUGCCGCUCCCCAGCCGACACCCGGUGCCUUACUGAUGGGUGAUGCAUUCAACAUGCGUCAUCCUCUCACCGGUGGAGGAAUGACAGUAGCUUUGUCCGAUAUUGUUGUGCUCAGGAACCUCCUCAAGCCAUUAAAAGACUUGAAUGAUGCACCGACUCUCUGCAAAUAUCUAGAAUCCUUUUACACUCUUAGAAAGCCUGUGGCUUCUACAAUCAACACAUUGGCAGGGGCAUUAUACAAGGUGUUUUGUGCAUCGCCAGAUCAAGCCAGGAAGGAGAUGAGACAAGCUUGCUUUGAUUAUUUGAGCCUUGGAGGAAUAUUCUCAAAUGGGCCUGUCUCCUUGCUUUCGGGAUUGAAUCCUCGCCCAUUGAGUCUCGUUCUCCAUUUCUUUGCGGUUGCAAUAUACGGAGUUGGUCGCUUACUGCUUCCAUUUCCUUCUCUAAAAGGCAUCUGGAUUGGAGCAAGAUUGGUCUACAGCGCAUCAGGAAUCAUAUUUCCAAUAAUAAAGGCGGAAGGAGUUAGGCAAAUGUUCUUCCCAGCAACUGUUCCUGCUUAUUACAGAACCCCACCAGUUCUUAACUCAUAGCAUCAGAGGGAUGGGAUACACAAAGGAAGGAUCAAGUUGGGCACUGUUUAUAUCAUAAUUCAGGAGGAAGAAGAGGCAUAGCAUGGAAGAGAAGGUCUUUUUUCUUUUUUUUUUUUGUUAGAUUUUCGUUCUAAUUGUGGAUUAAUAAAACUGUGUACUUGUGAUCUGGAGUCGGGAGUGUAAAUAUUACUUCAUUUCUUUCAACAGCCCCCAAACAUUAAUGUAUUGUCGAAUUGCUUGAGAACACUUUAGUAGUGGGAGUAAACAGACUUCUCUUUGUUUA